AUCACAUAGCCUUUACGUCAUGCGGACGUAAUACUGCUGCAUUCUUGCUGCAGUUAUUACUUUAACUAAGUAAUAACAAAGCAAGUAAUGUGUUUUGCCAAGUAAAUAAGUACAAGUAACUUAAUCUUAAGUUAGCGAUAGAGUGACUGACGGUUUAGGUACCUUAAAUGUGGUUAAUGGACAAAUUGCGCUAUUAAUUAUUGCAGUCAUGUUUUAAUGUGGUCUCGUAAGGCAGCUCGUAAUACAUCGAGCGAGAUGCAGUCGCUGACCGGUCGGGCUUAAGGCAACCCGUGCGUACGCGCAACUCCGGCGUGCGGUAGUGAUUGUGACGCGAUCGGAUUGAACCACUUAAUUUUCAUUGAGGGCUCGUCCUGUGAACGGAACACGUGAUUAUGGCGAUAAGAGUUGCGCAGCUGUUAAUGCUGGCAGUAUGCCUGUGUCGCACAGAAUCUUCACCGUUCCCAAAAGGCAAGCGGGCGUUUACUUUGGAAGAAGUAGUGCCAUUGAAAGACUUCUUCCCGGAGAGGCUGAGCGUGCAAUGGAUCUCAGAUACGGAAUAUAUCCGCAGAGAUCCAGGUGCCGGGGUGCUAAAAUACAAUGCGGCGUCCCGUUCUCUCACCACGGUGCUAAGUGAGAUGGACUUAUUCCUUCUACAAGACAAGAUGGUGUACACAUUUUCGGAAGAUGGAAACUAUGCAUUGCUGAUAUCCAAUAAGAAAAAGGUCUACCGAUAUUCGUUUAUUGCAACCUAUCACUUGUUGUCCCUCAAAGAUAAGUCUGUCCAUAGUAUUGGUCAUGGAUUACCUCUCCAAGUUGUGGUUUGGAGCAAGAGCGGAGCUUUGGCCUAUGUCAAGGACAACAAUGUGUUCUAUGUACCGCAACCGGAGCAGUCGGACACAAUUAUCCAGUUGACAAAUCAAGGAGUACCGGGAGAGGUCUAUAUUGGAGCUACGGACUGGAUUUACGAAGAGGAGGUAUUCAAUGCAGCAGAGGCAAUGUGGUUCUCAUCAAACGGCACUUAUCUCGCUGUGGCAUCGUUUAAUGACACUUGCGUAGAAUCAGCCGUUUACCCUUACUAUGGUAACUCUUCGGAGCAGUAUCCCGAAUUGGUCGAGUUCAAAUAUACAAAGGCAGGUCGCGUCAAUCCCAGUGUUGGACUGCAUGUCUUCAAAUUGGAUGAUCUUCAUAGUGAGCCAUGGAAUAUACCAGCUCCGGUAGAUGUUGUUGGUCUAGAUCAUAUCCUGGGUAGAAUCACUUGGGCAUCCGAUUCAAAUCUUAUAGUAUUAUGGCUGAACAGACGACAAAGCAUCAGCAUUCUAGUCAACUGUGAUCUGAAGCAGGACAAAUGCAGUAUGAUUAAGGAACACAGAGAGCCUAAUGGUUGGAUUGACAUCACUCAACCAUUUUUUGAUGAAUCAGGAACGAAAAUGAUUGAAAUCCAGCCAUUGUAUCAUGGCGAUCAAAGAUUCUCACAUGCAGCUCGAUUAGACUUUAAUACUCGCGCCAUUGAAGAUUUGAGUCCCGGAAAUUCAACGGUUACAGAAAUAUUGGGAUGGGACCAAGAUAGUGAUACCAUUUAUUAUAUAGUAUCUCCCUCAAGUUUACCCUGGCAAAGGCAGUUGUGGGCUUCCUCAGGAGGUAUAGUGCGGUGUGUCACUUGUAAAGAACCAGCUUGUCAUUACGUUUCAGCCAUGAUUUCCCAUAAAGCUAGUUAUGGCAUUGUAACUUGCGGAUCAUCAAGUACUGUUCCUAAAAUAUUCUUAUACGAUUUUAAGAAUGGAAUUGUUGAAACAAUUAAAGAUAACUUGAUGCUGGCACAGAAGUUGAGUCAUUACAAACUUCCAUUGACUCUGUUCAACAUUGUACCAUUAGAAGAUGAUGUAGUGGCACAUGUGGAGCUUUUAUUACCACCAGAUAUCGAACAGGACAAAAAGUACCCUAUGAUCUUGAGAGUCUAUGCUGGUCCAGGGACAACUAGAGUUAGAGAUGGUUUUGAUAUUUCAGAAUUCUACAAUAUGUACUUAACAUCGAAUCGAAGUUUCAUAGUAGCGGCGAUAGAUGUGAGGGGGUCUGGAGUGAUGGGCGUAGAGGCAAUGCAUGCAGUGAACACAGCCCUUGGAACAGUUGAAAUAACUGACACCCUACUGGCUAUUAAGUACAACGACAUUUAUGUUCGCUUUCGGUGUACAGUUUUUGACUGUUUAUUUUGUUUGUGAUCAGAGUAACUAAUACCCAUCAUAUUGGUCCUUUUUUUGUGAAACAGCUAUUUAUACUUAUAUUUUAUUUUUUUCUUAUAGUGUAUUAAUUCCUGUCAUAUUAUAGGCGGCUGUUAUCCCUGUACACGUUCAUCGAUCCCAAGCGCGUGGGCGUGUGGGGCUGGAGUUAUGGUGGCUAUGCGACCACAAUGAUGCUCAUUAAAGACGACGAAAAGAUACUAGCGUGUGGAGCAGCGGUCGCACCAGUCACAUCUUGGCUGUACUAUGACUCAAUAUACACGGAGCGAUACAUGGACACACCGCAGGCCAACCCCGUGGGUUACCAGCGGUCAGACGUAGUGUUGGCGGCUGAGAAGCUGCGCGGGCGCAAGUACCUGCUAGUGCACGGCACGGGCGACGACAACGUGCACUACCAGCACAGCAUGCAGUUGGCCAAGGAGCUGCAGCAUGCUGACAUCGAGUUCGAGCAAAUGAGUUACGCUGACGAAAAUCAUUCCUUGAUGGGAGUAAGCCGGCAUUUUUACCACACAUUGGAUCACUUUUGGACACAGUGUUUUCAAUCAUAACAACGUGAUAACUUAAGUUUACAAUAAAAAAAGUGCCGUGUUUUUGAGUUAUAAGAACGAUUAUUGUAUAUUGUGUAUAUAAUAUAUGAACUUGUAGUUCGUAAUUCAUAAAACAUGAAAUUAUUACUGGUGGUCAAAUAAAAGUGUUAAUUUUAAUGCAGUCAAUUAAUUAAGAUGUACCUAAUGUUUUAAAUGUUCUACCUAUUAAAAUAACUACUUAGAUGGUUAUACAAUAACGAAAUUUUAUUGAACUGUAAAAUAACCGAGCUUAUGUAAUAGAGGUAUUAUAAUUAUGUAUUUCCAAUUUCGGUUUAUCCAUUGUAAGAAAACCACUGAUCAAAUGUACAGAUCUCUCGAUGAAAAGUGCUAGGUCAUUGCCGAUUUAAUUUUAAGGAUAAUAAAUGUAAUUAUACGUAUAAUUUAUAAUAGGUAUUUCAUUAUACUUUAAAGUAAAACUUACCUAAGCGCAUAGUUGCCGCCACCGCGUAGGCCGGGAAUUGCUGUAUGACAUAUGUAAUAACUUGAUUUUGGUAUUUAUGAUUUUUUAACACUUUCGAGAUUAUUUAAAAACAACACUUGCUAUUUAUGAGUAGAUCUCGAGAAGAUUUUUUUUUUUAAUACGUAGGUACUUCACUAAACUACAAAAAAAAUACGUAAUAAAAUAACACUCUGCUAGCGGCAAAAGGCGGCUAUAUCAAAGGAACGCGCGGUACUUUUCAAAGAAAAAUCGCGUUUUUUAUUCUUGCCGUUUUUAUAGAAAUUUCGGGCGGCGCGUUUGACGAGAACAUUCGAAACUUUCGUUCACACCGAUAUAAAUGUUGCGCCUGCAGGAUUUGGAGUCAUUCUGAAUUGUAACUUGAAGUUCUUGAAGGCAAUACUACGUCGAUACAAAGUUUAUUAUUAAAUAGUACAAAAUGAGUGCAGCGAAGUAAUCUUAAACGUAUCAUUUUAAUAACGAUUGAGAGGAGGAAUUUUUCUUUUGUAUGGUGAAGGAUAAGUGCAUUUGUCUUAUUUGUCGUGUGUCAGUUGCAAUACCUCAUCAUAAAACGUUUCAUUUCAUUAUUAUAAAUGUAGAUAUAUUAUUAACCUCAUACUUCAUAUUAAGGCACUAAUAUUUAUAUGUAAACAAUUAAUUUCUUUAUACGUAACAAGUGUUCUCUUUUCUAUCGCUGUGUUCAUAAAAAUGAAUUUGAAAGGCCAAUAUCAUGUUUCUGAAGUGC
Messenger RNA from Chilo suppressalis (striped riceborer), 4002 nucleotides. The record is from the annotation of a GenBank genome assembly. NCBI's taxonomy places the organism in Eukaryota, Metazoa, Arthropoda, Insecta, Lepidoptera, Crambidae.